Glossina fuscipes is the source of this 2421-nucleotide messenger RNA. RefSeq names its product transmembrane protein 256 homolog. The transcript has 3 exons. Bases 144 to 656 code for a protein of 170 amino acids. The record is from RefSeq and is a predicted model, not a curated record. Lineage: Eukaryota; Metazoa; Arthropoda; Insecta; Diptera; Glossinidae.
UUUUUUCGACAUUCAUAAAUAAAUAUAUUGUUUCAAUCGGUUUGGUGCAUCUAACCUUAAAAACAGAAAAAAAGUAAAUACUAUCAUUGUUUAAAUUAUUUACGGUUUGUUUCUGAGCUUGAAAAGGACCUUAAUUGGAUAAAAUGACUUGGGGUGAUGCUUUACACUAUCUAGCCAUAGGAAAUCCUAUUAGUCAAGCACUUGUCACAACAACAUCGGCUGUUUUAAAAGAAUCUGGCAUAAAACCAAAGCAACAAAGUUUACCAUUACCUCCAGCGAAACCUUUAAAGUUGUGGGAAAUUGCUGGUGUUGGGUAUAAUUUCGUUCGAUUGGCUGGAUUAAGCGGCACUGCUGCAGUUAUAAUGGGUGCAUAUGCAAAGCAUUGUCUGAGUAACAUUAGUGAUCCAAGUGUUAAAAUGGAAGCCAAAAAUGUGUUCGAUACAGCUAAUCGUUUUCAUUUCUUGCAUUCGAUUGUUCUAUUAGCCACGCCUCUAACACGUCGGCCUGUUUUGACUGGUUCUCUAAUGGCAGCUGGUACUUUUCUAUUUAGUGGGCCCAUGUAUUAUCGAGCAUUGACUGGCGAUAAAACUUACAUACAAGUGGCCACGUGUGGCGGCUUUUGUUUAAUAGCUGCCUGGUUAUCAUUAAUUUUCUAAACAGAAAAAUUUAAUUAUAAAAUUAAUUUAUCUUGUUAUGAAUAUUAUGUAGAAUAAUCGAACAUUUCUUUAACAAUAUGUUCAGCAAAACAAAAAAAAAAGUAGAAAAAAAUGUAAACAAAAACUUUAUUCGCUAACUUUGCCAUCCACCAGAUAAGGUAAAUAUUAUAUAUAUGUAAAAUUUAGGUUUUUUUUUGUUUUUUUUUUUUCUUUUAUUAACUGCAAUAUCUAAAUGAUUUCAAGAAGUAGUCGUUCCGAACAGCAGUAUUUUGGUGUCUUAUAGAGUGUGUAAAUAAUUUCUCCACUAAUUUAUAUCGAAAGGUCAAUUGCGAGCGGAACGGAAGUGGAACGGAAGUGUGAUCCAGGUCAUCAAAAUCUAAUGUAAGCGCAAUUUUUGAAGCAUACGCUUAUCCGUAUUUGAUAAAUUGGGCUAAGCCGCCUUUUAGCUUACAUGCGCAGGAUUGCAAGGAACCAAAUGCAUGCAAUUGUAUGCAAUAGAAAAGCAAACCAAAGGUUACUUUUUGGUGUAAACACUAUAUCCUGACUUAUGUUGAACGUAUUCAUGGAAGCAACACUCACAACUUAGUCAGCUUGCAGUUAUACUAGAUCAGCAAAUCAAAACAUAUUCACAAUGUUACUUCUGGUAUAAACACUAUAUUCUGACUCAUAUUGGACAUCUUCAUCAAAGCGACACUUCAACUUAAUCUGAUGAUUAAUUAUGAUUAAUUAAAACAUCGAUUGAAUCAAUAUUUAUAAAGAUAUGCAGCAAACGGUAACAUGCAUACAAUUUUAUAUUUAUUAUAAAAACAUUUCACCCUAAUCCAAACUCUAAUAUGUGGUCUAAGCCACACUUUUUAGGUAACUAGCAUGCAUAUGGUGUCUACGCUGUAAGCAAUAAUAAGCUACAGUUAAUUACAAGCAAUUGUGUUGCCUAAACUUAUCUACUAAAAGGGAUAAAGAUCAGGGUAUAGUGUUUAUAAACAAUGAAGUAUAUUGUAUAUAGACUUCGCCAUGUUUUAAAUGUCAUAAGUUAUUAUUAGCAAUAUAAAGAAAAUAUUUCGAUUUGUUUCUAACGAUUGUUUUCCAAUAUUUAAAUUGUUGUGGGCGUGUCACAUUAAUAUUUGGUAUUCUAAUAAGAGACAAACUGAAAGAAUAAGUUCACUGCAGGAGUUUAUCAACUAAAAGUAGUAAUAGGUAAACACGUUGAUGCUUAUUUUAAAAUUAGUGAGUGCUCCCAAAAAUACUCUUCUUUUUUUUUUUUUUUUGUAUUGUUUUAUAAUACUAAAUUAUAGGACUGCUAUAGACGUCGUGUGAACGCCUAUAAACGUCAUUUAUGGCGACGAGUAAAUAUAUAUUCCUUGGCGGUGGAUAUAUAAACAGAAUGCCAUAUCUUUUUACAAUACUUCAUUGAUAGCCUGAUUGUUUUUGUCUUAUUUAACAUAAAUUGGAUCUAAGUGCGGGUAAAGAGAGAAGUGCAUAUUUUUACGAAACGUUUAGAAUAUUUUCAGGAUUUUUAACUAUUUUAAUGAUUUUUUUUUUUUUUGUUUUUAGUUUGUUUUACUAAGUCCUCUAAUCAUAAUUUAUUAUUAUAAGGAAUCAUUUUUGAUAUUAUUCCAAUAAAAUUUACCAAACUAAUAUAUUUGAUAUUUCAGUUUCAGUAGCAAACUAAUCACUAAUUACACAUAAUGAUCCUUGAUAGUAAGAUAUCUCUCAAAUACAUUACAAUCUUUAUAUAAAACAUUGCAAUAAAAUAAUAAGAAGAACA